CUUCCCCCGGGGAAGCAGGCUCCGGUGACGUGUAGUUUGGGGAGCCCAAACCAUUUUCUGGAUCGUAGUAGGGACAAAAAUGAUGUCAAUGAUCCCUGGGAACACCAUUAUUUUUGCAGGCGUCUGAAAGGCACGAAUGGUGACGCCUUUCUGUGACGAAUUUCUGAUUCGUGCAGACUGAGCGGAAAGGAGAAGCGCAGGCAGACGGAGUUCCGGAGGACAGAGAUUGCGAAGCACAACCAGGAAGCAGCUGGGCUGGGAGCUGUCCCCGGUUCUCCGCUCGACUUAACCCGGCGCCUUUUCAGGGUCCCUACGCCGCGGAGCCCUGCUCUGCGCGCCCCUCGACCUGACCUAGGCUCCGGCCCGGGUCCUUCACUCCGGAGCCGCCAUGUCUUCCGACUUCGAAGGCUACGAGCAGGACUUCGCAGUGCUCACGGCUGAAAUCACCAGCAAGAUUUCCAGGGUCCCCCGACUCCCACCUGAUGAGAAGAAACACAUGGUUGCAAAUGUGGAGAAGCAGCUUGAAGAGGCAAAAGAGCUGCUUGAACAGAUGGAUUUGGAAGUCCGAGAAAUACCACCCCAAAGUCGAGGAAUGUACAGUAACAGAAUGAGAAGCUAUAAGCAAGAAAUGGGAAAACUGGAAGCAGAUUUUAAAAGGUCACGGAUCGCCUACAGUGACGAAGUACGGAAUGAGCUCCUAGGGGAUGAUGGGAAUUCCUCAGAGAACCAGAGGGCACAUCUGCUCGAUAACACAGAGAGGCUGGAAAGGUCAUCUCGGAGACUAGAGGCUGGGUACCAAAUAGCAGUGGAAACCGAGCAAAUUGGCCAAGAGAUGUUGGAAAACCUCAGUCAUGACAGAGAAAAGAUACAGCGAGCACGUGAAAGACUUCGGGAAACAGAUGCCAACUUGGGGAAAAGCUCCAGGAUUCUGACGGGGAUGUUGAGAAGAAUCAUCCAGAACCGCAUCCUGCUUGUCAUCCUUGGGAUCAUCGUGGUCAUCACCAUCCUGACGGCCAUCACUUUUUUUGUCAGAAGACACUGAUGUAUCUGCUCUCCCUUGAUAAACAGCAACCGCUGCUUGUUCUGAGUAAUUAAGACAAAAUGGUCACAUGAAUCAUUCUUCGGCACUGACAGGCCCUGGGUGACCCCUCUCUCCUUCCCCCACUGUUCAGCUAAAGUGCAAAGAGUGUAAAAAUAUUUUCUAUUCCUGUUUGCAUGUGGGUUGGUUUCCUUCGUUGUUGUUGGUUUUUUUUUUUUAAUAGGUGAAGGUAAAUGUUUGCCUUUUGGUAAUUUCAUUUACUGUCCAAAAUAGCAUUGGUGACAUUCUUUCUUACCCUGCGGCCAUGUCAGGGGUCAGGGUUUGGGAGAGGGUUUGAUGAGUCACUCACAUCUGUUGUCACAUACUUCUCAUCACCAAAAUGUCCUUCUGUGAUGUCCAAGGGUGGAAAUGCAUAGACAACCAGGGACCAGAGCCAGUAGCACGCACAGGCCAGCCCUGGCCCUUCUCAGCACAGUGAAUAUAGUCAACCUGCCCAUGUGCUUUUGUUGCUAAGGAGAGUAUUUAAUGUCACUUGUACAGGAAAUUGACUUAGCACUUUCCAUGUUUUUCUAUUGCGUAAUUGUUUUUAACCCAAGAAUAUUUUUGCUGAACCUGCACCGAUGCCCACUUUUUCACAAUUUUGGUUACCGGCUCCAAGAAACAUUUUCUUGCUUUCCCCAAUCCCCAUACUCCUCAGAAUUUUACUGGUAAUGGGAGCCCUGGCUCAGUAUUUUAAAUGUGACCUCAUCAUCCCUGACCUAUGUAAGCAUCUCUGUAUCCUUUCACUUGGAAUAUUUGCUCUGCCAAAAGCAGCCCUCAUACAUGGAGAAGGUCUGACGAGGUCCUCUCCACAUCCAUCCCAGUAUGUAAAGAGAACAUGAAUAUUUCAGUAAGAGCAAGAACAUGACUCCAUCAAUGAGAAAUUUCCACUGUCCUCAUGAAUAGGGGAGAGUCCAAUAGGAUGGUCCACUAGAAAUCAACUUUCUGGGGGGAAAAAAUGUCCACCAACUUCUCAAAGAAUAGGGCAUCCAGCAGAGGGUUACACAGGAGUGGGUUUAUUUUGUUUCCACCCCCACCCCCACCCCCCGCAAACAAAUGGAUUCCUGAAUUCACUGUGUAUUCAACCUCUAAUGUGCUUCGUGAUUUUUCUUUCAUUCUUUCUGAGAUUACUGGGAAUCACGUUCAAAAUGAGUUCAUUGUGAUCCAGUUUAGAAGCUGCCCAAGCUGAGGUCAUUUUCCUCCGAGUCUUAAAGUAAAAUAUGUUUUUCUUAAGACUUCAUGUGCACUUAUGGGUUCUGUACUGUCUUUUGAAUAUGAUUGGAAGGUUUGAAUUCUUGAAAAGCAAACCUGUUCCCUUCAUAAAACAAAUGCUAACCA
Messenger RNA from Dipodomys ordii (Ord's kangaroo rat), 2416 nucleotides. RefSeq names its product vesicle transport through interaction with t-SNAREs 1A (gene Vti1a). Bases 389 to 1042 code for a protein of 217 amino acids. Lineage: Eukaryota; Metazoa; Chordata; Mammalia; Rodentia; Heteromyidae. The transcript has 8 exons. The record is from RefSeq and is a predicted model, not a curated record. Gene Ontology annotation, biological process: intracellular protein transport; intra-Golgi vesicle-mediated transport; macroautophagy. Gene Ontology annotation, cellular component: SNARE complex; late endosome membrane; ER to Golgi transport vesicle membrane. Gene Ontology annotation, molecular function: SNARE binding; SNAP receptor activity.